CGACAUUCGUUCAGUAUAGUGUGAGCAUUCUUAGCUGUCAGUUGUUCUCUCAGUUGUCUGGAGUAUAAUAAUCAUAACUGUUCAUUGUAGUGCAAGUGCAAUUUUGUGUUUUCUUUCUCUGUGUUCUUUCUGUUAUACAGAUUUACACUAUACAACCCAUAUUUAAAAAAAUAUACAUAAAAACACGGUUCCUAAAAUAUAUACGACAAAUUUUGUGUAGAAAAAUUGCUUUUUACUUGACAAAUUUUCAAAUAGAAAAGUCGGUCCUGUUUUAAAAGUGUCCCUGUACCGAAUUUCCAAUAAAACCAAAAAAAUUCCAUUUCUAACGGGAAGUGCAUAAAAGUACAAGCAAAAAGAGUAGAAGAAAGGAAGAAAACCGUUGUUUCGUAGUGCAAUCGUGUUUUUUUGUUUGAAACAUACAAAUCUAAAAUCUAGUGAUCUGUGGUGAGAAUUUUGAAUUUUGUAAUAUUCAAAUUCCCAUAACUGUUAAUUUCCCAUCAUCAAACUCUUUUGACUCAAAACUUGACGAAAACAUAAAUUGAAAAAAAAAAAAUAAAAGAUGGCAGCUGAAGUAGCAACAAAUCAACAACAAAAUAUCGCCGCCGAGGACAAAGCCGCUGCCCCACCAGCAGCGGUUGAAAAUAAAACAGAAGAAGCGGCAGCAAACAAUGUAGGCGAAGCGGCCGCUGCUGCUGCGGCAGCGGGCGACAAAGCAGCCACUGGAGACGCCACCGCAAAUGCUGCCGAUGAGAAGAGUGCUACAGCGGCGGGCGAAGGUGGUGACGGUGCUGCCGGAGAUGGUACCGCUACGACACCAGCGGCCGAUGGCGAUGCCAAGAAGGAGGGCGCCGGCGAGAACCACGAGAACUCGGCCAACAACACCACCGUCACGAAGACCGAAGCGCCACCAAAGUACAACGUCCACAAGGCGAACUUCGAAAAGGAUGUUAUCUACUUGUACCAAUUUUCGCGUACCCCACUGCUGCCAUCGCUUUCGCCCUAUUGUCUUAAAGUUGAGACUUGGUUGCGUAUGGCUGGAUUAAAAUAUGAGAAUGUCGAUCACAAAAUGCGCUUCCGUUCCAAAAAAGGACAAUUGCCAUUCAUUGAGCUUAAUGGUGAAGAAAUUGCCGACUCAGCCAUAAUUAUCAAAGAAUUAUCAGCUAAAUAUGAAAAGGAUCUCGAUGCCGCCCUUACUCUAGAACAACGCAAUGUUUCAUAUGCAAUGAUUCAAAUGUUGGAAAAUCAUUUAAUUUGGAUUAUCUUUUAUUGGCGUGCCAAAUAUCCCGAUAAUGUGCUCAAGGGUUACAAAGUUAAUUUGCAACAUGCCUUGGGUCUCAGAUGGCCAAAUUCAAUUUUGAAUUUCUUCUUUAAGAUAACAUUCGGCCGCAAGUGGUUCCAGGGUUCCAAAAAAUUGAAGGCUCAUGGCAUCGGUGUACACAGUGCUGAGGAGAUCGAGGAAUUCGGAAAGAACGAUUUGAAAGUACUCAGUGAUAUGUUGGCGUAUAAACCAUUUUUCUUUGGUGAUGAAAUUACUACAUUGGAUGUUGUUGCAUUUGCCGUCCUUUCACAAUUGCAUUAUCUAUCAAAGGAAAUUGCCUAUCCACUAAGAGAUUUCAUGACCGAAAAAUGCCCGAACUUAGUUGGCCAUGUGUCUAGGAUGAAGGAAAGGUGCUUCCCCGAUUGGGAUGAGAUUUGCACUAAAUUGGACUUGAAUGCACAUCUGCCAAAGCCAGAACCUGAAGCCAAGGAAGGCAAGGAAGGUGAACAAGAAAAGUCAACAGAACAAGAUAAUGAAACAGAGAAAAUCGAGAAGGAAUUAGAAAAGGACAAGUCCUACGAGAAAGAGAAGGCGGAAGAGAACAAGGAAAAGGAGGAGGCUAAAUAAACAAACUCAUCAUCCAACCAUCCCCCCGCAUAUAUAAACAUUCAGAGAGAAACAUAACUCACCCCCUUCUUUUUUAUAUAAAUAUUUAUAGAAGUAAAUAAAACAAAACAAAAUCAUAAAUAUAGAUAUAAACACUAAUCAUUCAAAAAUUAUAUAGAAGAAAAACAAAAAAACAUUGAUGAUUAAAGAAAAAAAACAACAACAACAUCAAACAAAUUUAAGGGACAUUUUUUAUAUUUAUAUAUAUAAAAGUAAAAAAUUUAAAAAAAUCAACAUGUAUUAGAACAAAAAAGAAAAACAUUAAAAAAAUAAAAACAAUACAAAAUUUUUUAUAUUAAGCAAGUUAGUUAAAUAUCCAACAAAACAAAAACAAAAAAAAACAUUGACGAUUGAUUUUAUAGAAUAUUUUUGAAUUUUCUUUUCGAUUUUUAUAUAUAAUUAUUAUUAAAUAUAUAUUUAUAUAUUAAAUGAGAGAACGGAAUGAGAAAAUAAUCUACAAGAAGAAAAAUGAUGAAAGGAUUACAAACAAACAAAAAAAUAUGUUUUUUUUUUUUAAUAUUAUAUUAUAUUAUUAUUUGUAAUGUUUAUAUUGUGUUUUAAUCUUUAAUUUUAAUUUUUAAUAGGGCGAAACGAAUUUGUGUGCAAAUAUUAAGAUUUUAAACAAAUAUAUGAUGAAUGUAUUUUUCUUUAAGUGGAUUUAUACUUUCCACUUAAUGUUUAAGAAAAUCUUCAAAAAAAACAAGAAGAACGGACAUGACAAGAUUGUUUAUAAUUUUUUUUUUCGUAAUUUUAAAACAAAUUUCUUUUAAGAUUGUUGUUAUACAUACAAACAAAAUAUAAGAUAUUAUUUGCCUUAUUUUGUGUCUUGUGUUCUAAUAUAUCACAGCUUAAAUAUAUAAAUUUAAAUAUAUUAAAUUAAAACUUGCUAAAAAUCGAUAAAUCAAAACAAAAAACAAAAUACUAAAACCAACCGAACAACAACAAAAAUAAAUAUAAAAACAACAACUUCAACAACGUUUCGUUUAAUAUCAUUAAAUGUAAAUUGAGACAAGUAAAUAUAUAUAAAUUUAAGUAUCUUUAUAUAUUAUACUAUGUAAGUCGUUUUACUUUUUUUCUUUAUAUAAAUAAAACAAAAAUUACAAUUUAAAAAACAAACAUAAUGUAAAAUUACUGUCAAACAUUUUUGUAAAAACAAAUUUAUAUUAAAUGUGAAAAUAAAGAAAACAAAAUAAAAAUAAAUACAAAAAACAAAAGUAAGUGUGUGUAAUAUUUAGCUGAUACCUUUUUUCUAAAAAAAAAGUAAAAAACAAAAAAAUAGAUACAAACGAAAAUAGAAUUACAACAAAAAACAAAUACGGAAAAGAGUUAUUAACAAAAUUUUUAAAUUUAAAAAUAAACAAUCAAAAUAUAAGCGAUUAAUUAACAAAAAAAAAAACAUACAAAAAGAGGAGGAAGAAAUAAAGAACAAAAUUUAAAAAAAAAUACCAAAAACAAAACAACGUCAACAUUUUGUGUCUGGGAACAUUUUUUUAUCAUCAUCUCACUCUCUUUUUACAAAAAUAAAAACCGAAAGAAAUUCAUUCAUUUCGAACACAUUACAAUGACCAGGAUAAUUAUUAUUAUAUAAAUUUUACACUUUUUAGCUCAGUGUGUUUUAUACUUAUAUAUUAUAUAUAAAUAUAUAUUCAACAAAUUUAUAUAUAGCAGCAAGGAAAACAAAACAAAAAUAUUAUGUGCUUGUAAACAACAACAAAAUAUCUUCGUUGGCAUUUUUUUCUUUUUUAAAUAAAUGUUUAAAAAAUAUACAGAGACACGUUUUAUUCAUAAAUAAUAUUAAAAACAAUAUAUAAAUAAAAAGAAAAAAAAAUAUGUUAGUGGUGCUUAUAAAUAAAAGACAAAGAAAUCAAAUCUGCCUUUGUUUAGCGACAUCAUUAUGUUUUAAAACACUCAACAUCAUACAAAAAUCAAAUCCACACUUACUAUUUGCUGGUGAAAGCUGAAGGUUUGUCAUUCUUUUUUUUUUGGCUAUACCAUAUGUUUAAAAAAAUGAAGAUAUAUACAAUUCAAUUCACAUAGAUUCUUUUGGAAAAAAUGUAGAAUUUAAAUAUCAACAUUUACUUAUCGUUUUGUGGAUGGCCGAAAAGAGACAAGACAUUGGCAACACUUUAUUUUAUACAUAAUUCCAUUUAAUGCUUAUGUAACCAGCCACGCCCCAAUUAUAAUAUAAUUAUUAUUAUUACAACAAACACACAUUUUAUACUUUAUAUACAUACAUGACGUUUCGUUUCUCUUUUUAGUUUCGAAACAAACAUUUUUUUGUUCUUAUUUUUUUAUAUACAAUAUUUUUAUAUUUUUUUAAUUAUUUACUUUUUUAUAUAUAAAUACAAAUUAUAUAUAAAUAAAAUAUAAAUAUUAGUAUUAAUUUAAAAUAAAACAAAAAAAAGUAUAGUAAUUAAAUAAUAAAAUUACGUAUUGUGUAUUGAUAUUAAAUUUAAAAUAAUAAAAAAAUGAAAUGAAAAAAUAUAGUAAAAAUAAAAAAAAAACACAAACACAAAAAAUUAUUAUAAAUAAAUACAAAAAAAAAAAUGUUGAGAACAAGAAAAAAAAAUCAUACAAAAAAAACUGCAAAACAAAAAUAAGAAUUAAUAUAAUUUUUAAGAAAUAUGAAAUUUUAUUAACCUUGGCAUGUUAUUAAGAGUUGAUGUUUCUUAAAAAUUGUAUUCAUUUUCUUUUUUGUUUUUUUUUCUAAUAUAAGAAAAUAAAUAUUUUUUUUUUAAAUCAUAUUUUUUAUGACUUAAAACUUCUCAUUUGAUUUAAUCGACAACAACAAAAACAAAUAACAAAAAAGUUAAAAACAGUAACAACAAUUUUAAGAAUAAAUAUUAAGUAUGAAAACAAACCCCCGAACAAAAUGAUAAUAACAAAACAAAAACUCAUUUGCUUAAAAUAAAAAAGGCGUAAAUAAAUUCUUGUACGUAUAAAAAUAAAAAUAAAAUUAAAAAAAAACAA
This is a messenger RNA of Eupeodes corollae, 4894 nucleotides long. RefSeq names its product failed axon connections (gene fax). The record is from RefSeq and is a predicted model, not a curated record. Bases 560 to 1885 code for a protein of 441 amino acids. Gene Ontology annotation, cellular component: cytoplasm. Lineage: Eukaryota; Metazoa; Arthropoda; Insecta; Diptera; Syrphidae. The transcript has 5 exons.